AUGGGUUCAAUCGACAUCAACAAUAUGAACAAACUUUACCAAUAUUCCACUAUAAGUGCCUUCAUGCAAGGAGUUUGCAAAGGUGGAAAAGAGACAUGGCAAGUCCUCUCACGAGGUGAUCAUGGGCUUGGAACAGUCUCGGGAUUAACCGGAGAGAUUAUGAUAAUUGAUGGCGACGCAUAUCAAUUCUCUUCUGAACAAACGCGAAAGCUUGAAGACUCCGAUGCGCUCCCUUUUGCUAUGACAACUUAUUUUCGACCAGUUUGGGAAACCUUUGUACCGCAUGUCACUUCCGAUUCACUUUCCCGUCGGCUCAUCGAGUUUCUUUCGCCGAGGCAAAACUGCUUCGUGUCUAUCCGACUUGAUGGCUUCUUCGAGCACAUUACUUUCCGCAUCAUUGCUGCACAGGAAAAAGACCAUGAAACGCCACUUGAGCUCAUCCAGCGCCAGAAGAUGAGUGACCACGUCGGAAUUCGAGGAACGAUAUUUGGCUUCCGCACGCCAAGAUUUGCCAGUGCUUUUAGUCCUGCUGGCUAUCAUUUGCACUUCAUUUCAGAAGACCGGACAUUGGGAGGACAUGUGCUGAACUUUCAUGCGUCCUCGGCAACAAUUUCAGCAUCUGCGAUAGAUGAAUACAAUGUUGAAUUGCCACAAUCUCCGGGGUUUAACGGAUUUCCGAUCGACCCUCCGAAGGAGGAAGAAGUCAAGACCGUCGAGGGGACAUUGUAA
Messenger RNA from Penicillium soppii, 729 nucleotides. RefSeq names its product Alpha-acetolactate decarboxylase. Gene Ontology annotation, molecular function: acetolactate decarboxylase activity. The transcript has a single exon. The coding region runs from base 1 to 729 and encodes 242 amino acids. The record is from RefSeq and is a predicted model, not a curated record. Gene Ontology annotation, biological process: acetoin biosynthetic process. Lineage: Eukaryota; Fungi; Ascomycota; Eurotiomycetes; Eurotiales; Aspergillaceae.